CACGUACUCGGUGUCUACCCGGUGGGGGUAGGGGGUCGGUUGGUGCUGAGUGCUGAUUUGAGGGUCUGUUCCCCCGGGCAUCGUAGCGCCUCCGGGGAAAUUCGCUUGGUGACUCCACGCAGCACAUUCCAAAGCGAGAACACGAAAUCACGGCAUGUUCAUACACAUGGAGUUUCGAACGUUCGACUGCUGAUUGAACACGUAUCCCUACAGCUCGGUAUUUGUUCGCGAAUCCAUAAGACUUCUGCGCUCCAGGAGGAGCUCCGAGUGCCUCGAUCUCAAAAGGAGUUCGAGCUCGGGAUCCCCGAAAGCAGGCCCAAGAUCGAUCACACCGGGAGGGUCAGCUGGAGCACGCUGGCCUGCUUCGUCCUUGUCAUAGGUAUAUUAAUUUGCGCGACUAUUUUUGUCGUCGCUUGCCUCCAACUCAAAAGGGAGGGCGUGGAGGAAGUGCACAAUGCCUCUGCGACCUUCCAAAAAUUUAUGCGGAGUCGAAUGGUCCGGAACGCCACCAAAAGCCUAGCCGCCGUGAGUUCGGAGCUCGCGGCGGCGGCGAAGGACCUAAAAGAGGAACGAGCCGCCAAUUCGGUGGCUCGGAUCCUGGCGCAUGUCGCCGAUAAGAUCGGCGAGCUCGACGAUGUCGAGCUUGCUAAAAUGUGGCGCCAGGGCUCCGACCUCGUCGGCAGCCUCUCAAGGCUGUCGAAGGACGCCUCUGCCACUCUUGAAGGGGUGUUGGCUGUCCUGGCGGAAGCCCCGGCUAUAAAGCACCGCUUGUGUGGGGCCGCCGGAACAUACUUCGGUCUUUUUCUCGGCGACUGCUAAACAAGCUGGGUUGUAGGUAAUUUAGGUAUAAUAAUUUGUAAAUAUCGUCCGCCACGUGCUCGACGCGCCAACCCGGGAGUGAUACGAUCUGGAAAGCCUGCGGACCGCCGGUAAGCGUCAUUUUUCCAUCGCGCACUGAUGUCUGAAAAAAAAACCAAUCCCAUUCGAGAACUCGGAUGGAAGUGUUGGUGGAAUCAUUUUUCUAUUCGAGGAUUUCAUCGAUGGAGAUUCCCGACAAAUCAAUUCUGCC
This is a messenger RNA of Galendromus occidentalis (western predatory mite), 1069 nucleotides long. RefSeq lists its product as uncharacterized. The annotation marks the transcript as partial. Lineage: Eukaryota; Metazoa; Arthropoda; Arachnida; Mesostigmata; Phytoseiidae. The transcript is spliced from 2 exons. The record is from RefSeq and is a predicted model, not a curated record.